Molecule: messenger RNA, 3100 nt
Organism: Schizosaccharomyces octosporus yFS286
Lineage: Eukaryota; Fungi; Ascomycota; Schizosaccharomycetes; Schizosaccharomycetales; Schizosaccharomycetaceae
Product: WD repeat protein
Exons: 6
Coding region: 122-2575 (817 amino acids)
Biological process (GO): negative regulation of fatty acid biosynthetic process
Cellular component (GO): Cul4-RING E3 ubiquitin ligase complex; cytoplasm
Molecular function (GO): protein binding
Source: RefSeq, a predicted model, not a curated record
UAUAAUGGAAUAUUGUAUAUGGUGGUAGGCACGACACUUUAGCGAUUACCUUGCAUCGUCAUCUCCGCGAAUGUAAAAUCUGUCGUUCACCAAAAAAGAACAGCUCCCAAGAAUUGGCCUUAUGUCUAGGAUUUCCUUGUCUCUGCGUCAAUUGGAAAACCGGGAAUGGCUACAUCGAAAAGUUUCACGAGAUAUCUAUGGUAGUCCAUCUUGGCUGGCAAAUAUUGAUUUACAGAAGGAAUUGAGUUACCAUUCAAGUUGUAUAAAUGCAUUAAAUUGGUCCGAAAAUGGAGAAUACUUAUUGUCUGGCGGCGAUGAUACCCAAUUGGUUAUUUGGGAUGUUUACAAUAAUUUUGAACCACUUCAUGUGAUAUCUACAGGACAUUUACAUAAUAUCUUUAGUGUCAAGUUUCUACCACAUUCAGAUAGUCGUAAGGUGAUGUCUGCUAGUGGUGACAACCUUGUAAAGCUGUUCGAUGUCGAGUUAGGUAAUUCUACUGAAGUCAACAAGGGUAUAGAAACACAAUUGAGAUGUUGGAAUUGUCACUCAGAUUCGGUGAAACGAAUCAUUCCUUGUGACGAUGGAUCCACCUUUUUGACUUGUAGCGAAGACGGGACAGUACGACAAUUUGAUAUUCGGGAACCGCAUCGCUGCAGUCAGGAUCAUGAUUGUCCCUCUAUUUUGGUCAACUACAGCUCAUAUCGUAUUAACCUUUAUGCUAUGUCGAUGUCAAAGUCCAAUCCGUUUUACUUUGUUGUUGGAGGUACUCAUCCUUAUGCUUUUUUGCAUGACAGAAGAAUGGUAGGAAAAGAUCAAUGGAGGAAAAAUAGCUCCGGUAAUUCUCUUACACGAGACACGCGAUGUGUUCGAAAAUUUAGCCCUAAUGGAACCUAUAAUUCUCAGGGAAUACUUGACCAUCAUAUCAAUUGCUGCGAAUUUGGUACCGCAAAUCCAAACGAAUUACUUGUUAGCUGGAAUUCUGAUUAUGUAUAUUUAUUUAAUAUUAACGAAGAUAAGGCUUUUGAGCCUACAUUUGAAAGGACCGAGGAUUCUCCACGGAAAUUACCAGUUGCUUCGAAAGAUGUGAAAAGUUCCUUUAGGCAGAACAAAGGUACACAUUGGUUUAAUACACCGUCUCAAGCUUCUGCUCCAGUGACAAGGGUUUUGCGUAGUCCGUAUGUGACAACUCAACCAAGGCGGCAUACGUUCUACCAAAUGUACAAAAAUAUACAAAAGCUUUUUACUUCGCAAGACAACGGUCUUUAUGAAAGUGUCGCAAGCGGAUAUCAAAAUCAUAUGGUCCAUUCUAUCCGUUAUGUGAAAGACGCUAUUUAUUAUAUGGAAAACUACAAUUAUUUUAUAGAUACAACGCAUUUUGACCAUGAUAUUCGUAAUCAAAUCUUGCAUUACUGGAGGGCCUGUGUUUCGGUCCUUGUGCUAAUGGACGAUAAAGCAUGUUUAGAAUCAAACACGAUAAUACAAGCCGGUUGGGGAUGGAUAUAUGAUUUUAUGAAUUGGGUCAUACGCUAUCUCUUGGGUAUUAGUGACCAUUGGGCUUUGCAAAUGUCUUCUCCUCCAAACGAAGCUCGUCAAAAUUUUGUUUUACGCGAUCCUGAUGAACAUGAGCGCGUUUUGUUUUGGAGCGCAUCAGAAAUGAUACGAGGUUUUGCAAGGAUUGAUACCAACGAUUUGUCUUCAGUCAGGAAGUAUUUUUGGGUGCAUAAAGUCCUUCGUGGUUGUUUGGGUCUAAUAUCCGCUGACAUUAACUGGGGUCUACUACAACCAUGGGAUCGUGAUGAGUCCGAAGAAGCAAAUAAUAUUUCAGACAUUGGAGAUUCCUCUUAUACUGAAUCAGAACAUUCCAUGUCGUAUGGGGAAGAAAUGGAUACUUAUGAUGACGCAUCAGAGCCUGAAUUCCAGAGUUUAGAUUCGGGUUACACGGAAAUGGAAAUAGAGGAUGAACUAGGUGAAAAUAAUGGUGAUGAUUUGGAUGAUGAGGAUUAUACAUAUGUUAGCGAAAACACAGAGGAAAGUGAGGAGGAAUCAGAUGAAGGUCCAAGUUUACUUUCACUUCGAUCGAAGAAGAGAAAGUCUGUUGAGCCAAAUGCUCCUAUACAGACUCACGUUAAAAGUUAUUAUGGUCACUGUAAUGUCGAGACUGUAAAAGACGUUAAUUUUUUUGGAUUAAAUGAUGAAUAUGUCAUGAGCGGUUCUGAUGAUGGAAAAUUUUUUAUUUGGGAUAAAGAGUCAACCUCGAUUCUUGCUAUUAUUCAAGGAGAUAGUGAAGUGGUGAAUGUUUUAGAAGGACACCCAUAUUUUCCGACAAUCGCAGUGUCUGGAAUUGAUUCUACCAUCAAGAUAUUCAGUACAGAAAACAAUCCAGCUUUGGGUAGAUCGCGUAACCAAACUUCAAAUAGCUAUAAGAUUAUAGCAGCGAAUGAAAUGAAUCGAGAACAAGGAUCUCGAGAUUCCUAUAUAACAAGUAGGAUGCUCUCUCAUUUAGCUUACCGUGCACACAUGGACGAUGGCUUUGGAAACGAGGUAUUAGACACGAACGCUUGUACAAUUAUGUAAUUAUUUUCUUUUUUUUUGCUUCCUUGAUUUUUACACUUUUUCUUCUUUUCAAUCAUGCAAUUAGUUCUUGCUAAAGUUCAACCAUUUGUAUCUUGUACUUUCUCUGAGCGUGGCAGUAAAUUAAAUCUAGCAAGUGAAAAGAAAGAUUUUUUUCUCGUUGAAUGCAAAAAUCUCUUAUACACCAGUCCCUCAAGCACAAUUUGAGUAGAGUAAAUACUUCCUUGCCGGGUUUUCUUGUUUAUUUAUUAUUAUUAUUAUUAUUUGGGUUAUUCUACCCUAUUGUUCUUCUUUUGUUCUACGACUUUAAUACAGAAACUAUUUUCUGGGAUUUUCGAAUAACUGCUAUUAUGUUGUCCUCGUUUGUUUACAUACAAAAGACAGAAAUGAAGACACGUAAGUUGCAUUUACGUUGGUUUUUUCAAUUGCUUUUUCUGUUUUUUUUAAACCGUUUUUGCUAUGGGUUGGCAUCUUUUGUCUAAUUCUUUUUAAUAAUAGAUUAAGAAAUUGCAUUAUUCCUUCUAAGGU